AUGCUGCUUCUUGCAAACAUCUGUUCAUCCCACGACAUCAUUGCCUCACAGGACGGGGGAGUGCACUCGCACCUGCCAUCACGAGUUAUCUCCGACCUGCAAGCCUGCAGCUUGCCACGACCAGCAGAGGAAGUGGAGGCAACACUCUUCCCGCUCUUCCGCACCCAGAUUCAGCCCUUCCUCUCCACGGCACAUCUGCGAGUGGUCAACAACUUUGACCCCUUCCACGCCCGCGAUGCCUCGCAGUUCGUCCUGAAGAGCGACAAAAAGGUGACUGAGGAGGAUAUACUGCGAGUGAUCGACCCCUCCACCCACCACCGGCGCCAGCUGUGCUACACAGAUGUUUUCUUCUACCUGCCUGGGUUGCACCCAGAGGGGUCUGUGAGGGAGUCUGAUUGGAUCCGCGUUCGCUGCUGCAACAACCGAUUCGCCGUGCUUAUACGCGAGCCACUGACAGAGGGCGACUUUGUGAUUCAGCCGCAAGUGGAGUUUGACAUUGGGCUGUCCACCGUGGCAGGGCUCGUGAGGCUCGGGUACAAGGCAGGGCUGUUCAUGGAAGUCUCAGCCACUGUGUUUCAAGACGACCAGAUAUCAGUGGAGGUGGUGGGGAUCAAGGGCUUGAAUGGGCGCCGCUUUGUGCAAAUCAAGGGAAGCAGUCGGGAUGCCGUUGCUGCCGCAGGGCGAGCCAUGAGGCUGGAUGGGACGUACGUUACCAAGCCAUUCGUGGAGAUAAUCUACGACAGCAACCGAGUGUUCUUCUCAGAGUCGGUGGAUGUGCAUCGAAACCAACAAGCAGCCCGCUUGCACGCCUUGCUGCAACGCGUAUCCCCUCAGGCUGCUCCAUCGUUACUACCUAACAUGACUGUCGCUGGCACCAGCAGCAGCAGCAGAGAUUACAACAGAGCACUCGCAGCGUCCAUGCCACCAUCGUACCCUUCUGCUACAUCUGCUGCUACAGCCGGCACCAGUACACCCUCUUACGGCGUACUGCCAGCUAUGCGCACUGUUGCUGCUGCUGCCGCUACAGCAGGUGCUGGUGGUGCUGGUGUUACAGCCGGUGGUGCUACUAACAGUGCCAGCAUCCCUCAUGAAGUAUCUCUGCCAACUCAGCCUCCUGCACCGCCACCACCGUCAGCUGCUUCUGCCACGUCAGCAUCGCAACAGCCAGCUGCCACGUCAGCGUCGACGUCAACCGCCAGCCUGGCGGCUCGGCUGCAGCUGAUGGACGCUCGACUGACGUCGCUGGAGCGAAUGCAAUUCCUCAACACCGAUUUUCUGUUUCCCUUCCUUACACCUGUCAUUCUCUCGCUCCCUCAUACACUCUCCACUCGUAUCAUUUUCCCCCACUCAAUACCUCCUCUCCGCAUCUCUCCCCUCCAGGCUCUCCUGGGGUCGCUCCUCCUCUACUGCUGCGUCGCCCUGCUCUUCUCCCGCCGCCCGCAUCGGUGA
Molecule: messenger RNA, 1449 nt
Organism: Closterium sp. Naga37s-1
Lineage: Eukaryota; Viridiplantae; Streptophyta; Zygnematophyceae; Desmidiales; Closteriaceae
Source: the annotation of a GenBank genome assembly